AUGGACUGUGAUGCAUUGAUAUCACUGAUUGAACAAUGCUAUGAGAGGAUGUGCCGAAAAAAAAGAGCCUUGUGUUGGAAUCUUUCAGGAGCUUUGUGUAACAGUCCGGCAGAAGUGAUUUGCUUGAUAAAAAACUUAGGACUGAGCACAAAGUCACAAAUAAAAAGGGGGCUGCGAGUUGCCACUGUUGCUCUUCUAGUUACUGGGACAAUAAAGGGUUCUCACCUUGGUGAUUCAUCGGAUAUUUUGGGCUCUUUGUUAGCAUGCAGGGUUUUUUUAAAACUGAGAAAAUUUUCCGAAGAAGAGAGGCAUCAUUUUCUUCUUCAGAGAAAUAUAUUACAUGCCUUGGCGGAGAUAAAGCAAUGGAUUAGAGGUUUUUUUAAUUGCGAAAAUCUCCUUCAGACGAAGAUUCCUUUGGAAAAAAGGAGCAUUUUGCAACUCAUAGAGUUGAUGUUAAAGAGAAAUAGGUCAUUCAGUGAAAGAUGUUGUUUGGAUUUGGCGCAUCUUUUGGUAAAGACGGCCGUUCAACAGAAAAGACUUCUUUUUAUCCCGAAGAUUACACACGGUGAUAUGGUUUAUGGUGGUCAUGCUUCUUCCGAGUUUUUUGAUAAUAUAACAGUUUUUGACCAUGCGGUUUUGCUGCCGAUUUCCUUGUCCCUUGAAGCACGGCUCCUAUUGCUUGACGCUCAUGCCCGAAAGGGAAAGUUUGUACUUUUUUCAUGCUCACUUCUCAUAGAGGACGGUGAAUUGGAGGCAUUUGUGAAAUUGCUACGGUCUUUGCAAAUUUGUUUUCUUGCAUCACAACGGGUAAUUGGAUCGGGUUUAAAAAAGGUUUUAUUUGAAUUAGAUGUAGUGCCCCUAGAGCGUCUAUCAUUAAAUCACAGUGGUGACGUUCAAUUGGUAACAGGUGCUACGCCAUUUCACAGCUUGUGUGAGUUUAUCUUAUGGACGAAAUCGGUGGAGUGUGAGACAGAAAACGUUUUUGAUCAUAUUGGAGAAGUUAGUAGGAUUGUUAAUUUGAACGAUGAACGCAUUUGGAUUUAUGGAAAAGGGAAUAUUGCAACUGUAUUUGUUCCCAUCCCGAAUCCCUUUGCUCUCAGCGCAAUUAUAAGAAGUUGUGAAGAGGCUUUUCGUAUCGCCUUUAUUGUUUUGCGUGGAUUUUCUGCGUAUCAGGAUUCUUUUGGUGCAUAUGAAGCUUUUUUUGCAGAGUAUUUACAUUAUCGGUAUCUGAUUCAUCCUGAGAAAAACAUAUAUCUUCGAGAUCUUGUCCAUGUUAUACGGUUUACAUUGCUUUCUUACGCCUCAAGUUCAGGGGUUUCACCGGACACUUUUUCACAGAUGAACUGCUUUGACGUGAGUAAAAAUACAACGGGAGCCUUUUUUUUUGACUUUUCUCGUUGUAAAAUUGAGCUAGAGGGGAGAGACACGGGAAACCACAUCAAUUAUGCUGCCCAAUUGGAACAAUGGGGGCGUGAACCACUUUGGAGGUUUGCGGAAUUAAUAUGGACUGCAAUCCAUAAUGCGUCAUUGUUGUUUUGUGUAAAAGAAUCGAUCUAA
Messenger RNA from Trypanosoma cruzi, 1557 nucleotides. RefSeq lists its product as uncharacterized. Bases 1 to 1557 code for a protein of 518 amino acids. The transcript has a single exon. The record is from RefSeq and is a predicted model, not a curated record. NCBI's taxonomy places the organism in Eukaryota, Euglenozoa, Kinetoplastea, Trypanosomatida, Trypanosomatidae.